Molecule: messenger RNA, 916 nt
Organism: Xenopus tropicalis (tropical clawed frog)
Lineage: Eukaryota; Metazoa; Chordata; Amphibia; Anura; Pipidae
Gene: bet1.2
Product: BET1 homolog gene 2
Exons: 3
Coding region: 110-451 (113 amino acids)
Biological process (GO): vesicle-mediated transport
Cellular component (GO): endomembrane system; membrane; endoplasmic reticulum membrane
Source: RefSeq, a predicted model, not a curated record
GGCGGAUGCUGAAGUGCGGGACACGUAAUCGCUAGUGUGUAGGAGGCUCUGUGCCGGUAGCUGCCUGCUCUUUCCUUUCACUUAGAAUCGGCAGUGGGACUCUGCAGCCAUGGACCGGGGCGGUAUGAAGCACCGGGAGGGGGGUCCGAGAACAGAAAUGAGCGGCUACAGUGUAUACGAAGAGGAGAACGAGCGGAUGACUGAGAACCUGAAAAUGAAAGCCAGCGCUUUGAAAUCUCUUACCAUCGACAUUGGAAAUGAAGUGAAAUAUCACAAUAAAAUGUUAGGAGAAAUGGAUUCAGAUUUUGACUCAACUGGUGGACUUUUAGGUGCAACGAUGGGCAGACUGAAGAUUUUGUCCCGAGGAAGCCAAGCAAAGCUUCUUUGCUACAUGAUGCUCUUUGCCUUAUUUGUUUUCUUUGUUAUUUACUGGUUUAUUAAACUGAGGUGAUAGGACAGUCUCUUUCUUAGUUCAUUUUCAGUUAUGACUUUCCCUGUGUAGUGAACCAUCGUUCUUCAGACUGAUUGUCUAUGAGACAGUGUGUUCUUUAAGGCCCUAAUGAGGAAUCAGGCAUGUUUAUUGGCAGACCAGCCCAGGGAAGCCUGCAAAACAGAUGGAGGAAUGGAAACUGAAACCUUUGUUUCCAGACAAUAAUUUGGGACCACUGUACAACUGUGAAAAAAAGCAGUAUACGGCAUUUGCUAUAAUUAUGGAGGCAAAUAUUAUGGACAUGUACCACUAUGGUUUUUAAUAUUUCUGGAUGAGCACAAAACAUUGAACUGCUCCUCAGGCCUCAGCAACGCAGAUGCUACUGUUUAUGUUCCAUACAAAAUACUGUUAUUUUAAAGUAAAUAUGUAAUAACCUGUGCCAGAAUGUAAACUGCUUAGAUAUUAAACAGCACUUUAACAUUUUAA